GAUAAAAUGAAGACGUAUAGUAUUAUAUUUAUUUUCCUAAAUAUCUACAUCAAAUAUUGUCUUGGCGAAGACGAAAUAGAGGAAUCAAAUGCAAGACAUUUUAUUGAAGGGAAGGUGGUAAUCCAGGGCGAUAAACUACCAGAAUGGACAAGUGAAACUCGAGUCCUUGUGAAUGGUGGAGAAUAUGUGGGGUUUCUUAAAGGCGAUGGCUCAUUUAUUAUAAAUGAUGUUCCAUCUGGAUCAUAUAUUGUUGAAGUGGCUUCUCCCAAUCAUUUAUUUGAACCUAUGCGUGUGGAUAUUAAUGCUAAGCGUGGCAAGAUAAGAGCAAGGAAAGUAAACUUUCUUCAAAAUUCAGCUGUUGUUACACAACCAUACCCUCUGAAAUUCAAAACCAAAGAACCUGCCAAUUUUUUUGAAAAACGUGAAGCAUGGAAAAUUAAGGAUUUUCUUUUCAAUCCUAUGGUUUUAAUGAUGGUUCUUCCAUUGCUUUUGCUGCUUGUGUUACCGAAAAUGAUGGGACAAAUGGAUCCAGAAACACAAAAGGAAAUGAAUUCUAUGAAUAUGUUUAACCAAUCCCAAGAAAUGCCCGAGUUCUCCGAUAUGCUCACGAACUGGUUUUCCUCGGGAUCAAAGAAGAAACCUGUUAAAACUGUAGCUAAGAAAACUCCAACUGCUCGACGACGAUAGAAAUAUAAAACUACUUGCAAGUUAUUGUUACUUUCUCUAAACAGCAAAUUUAAAGACUUUCAAGCUU
Molecule: messenger RNA, 754 nt
Organism: Dendronephthya gigantea
Lineage: Eukaryota; Metazoa; Cnidaria; Anthozoa; Malacalcyonacea; Nephtheidae
Product: ER membrane protein complex subunit 7-like
Exons: 4
Coding region: 7-687 (226 amino acids)
Cellular component (GO): EMC complex
Molecular function (GO): carbohydrate binding
Source: RefSeq, a predicted model, not a curated record